Messenger RNA from Aureobasidium musti, 915 nucleotides. Lineage: Eukaryota; Fungi; Ascomycota; Dothideomycetes; Dothideales; Saccotheciaceae. The record is from the annotation of a GenBank genome assembly.
AUGAAUGAUACACAGCAUCGCGGUUUUGAUGCCUUGCCAAACGAGCUUCUAUACGACAUUUUGCAAUCCUUUACUACAAAACAUGUCUUGACCUUUGCUCCAGUCUCGCGCAGGUUCCAUUCUAUCUGCGUCAGAAUCCUGCAGAAUCGCUUGACAGUUGCUGCUACUCUGCUCGACCACGUUUUGAUACUCGAACUAUAUCCGCCAAGUGCUAGAUUGACGGCUGGCAAGCUGUUUUGUACAUCCCUAGGUACCUCUCUACUCGACGAAGAGUCUCUUGAGAGCGUCUCAGACUCGGCAAAGAUUGGACAUCUGGGAAAAGCCGUCUAUUCCAAAUUCAGACCUCAACAUCAGGAGGUGCGAAGACCCUCCCUGAAACAUCCUGCUGGGGACAUUCCAGGCUCGAGAACUCAUCCAAGUUCUGCUGAUCCAAGUAUUCACGCCCACAAUGCAGAGAGUAAUCUGGUCUCUCAACAGGUUUCUCUGGAUGCGGACGAGUUGUUUACUCAACUGAUCGCCACUCUGAUGCUAGUAAAGCCAGGACCGCGUCCAGACACUAUACUUACAGCUGUCGAGGUCUGCGAAGGUACCAUCAGAGUUUGGAGAGAUUGGCUGGCCAAACAGAACAAAGCGAACAUAGAUUCGACAUCGUCACGCUCUCCUGCAGAUGAUCCGUCUACUCUUUGGGUCAACACGGCAGAUCAAGCUGUUGGUGUCAAGUUUAGAGUCAAAGAGAGAAAGUGGAAAAGAGAUGUUCCUAUCUUGGUCUCUGCAGACGAGGAAGUUGCCGUUUCGUAUACAGUUGAUCUUGAAGAGGUUGUAUUGAGGACGUCGCACCUAUUGUUCAUGGUGGAGGAAUCACUAAGAGAACAGUACGAGCCACUGAGUAGGCAGCUGUACUUGAGACCAGUCUGA